This is a messenger RNA of Eruca vesicaria subsp. sativa (arugula), 261 nucleotides long. The record is from the annotation of a GenBank genome assembly. NCBI's taxonomy places the organism in Eukaryota, Viridiplantae, Streptophyta, Magnoliopsida, Brassicales, Brassicaceae.
AUGAACAUAGGAAGAAGUAACCUGAAACAAGCAGCUUCAGAGCAAGACUUCACGCUUGAGGAAUGCCAAAGCAUCGCUAAGGUCCUCUCUCUCAGAGGCUCCAAUCAAAUUGAGAUAAAGGAUGCAAGAGGAAAGAAAUCAUUAGCAUUGUUUCCAGCUAAGUUUCGCCAGAGCAUGUGGAUCAGACGAGAAUCAGAUUCUGGAUCAGAGUCUGAUUCAUUGAAACUUUGCUGCCAUGGCUUUCACAACAGGGUCUCUUAA